Molecule: messenger RNA, 1945 nt
Organism: Rosa chinensis
Lineage: Eukaryota; Viridiplantae; Streptophyta; Magnoliopsida; Rosales; Rosaceae
Product: transcription factor AS1
Exons: 2
Coding region: 697-1776 (359 amino acids)
Source: RefSeq, a predicted model, not a curated record
CCGCAAAACACUGGUUAUAGCUGGUUUGGCGAAGCCCAAGAAAAACCCGUACAGAGAGAGAAGACAGAAGACAGAAGACAGAAGAAGAGAGAAGGAAGGGGACGCAAUAUAAGCGCUGAAAUCGAGGCCCCAAUCAAUCAAUCACUCACACUCACUCGCUCAUUCUUCUCUCUCUUCUUCGCAGUAGUAGUGCAGGCUUUUUCAUGAUAAGAGGUUGUCCGACUCUGGUGGUGGUGCUGGUGGUGGUGUGGCGAAUUCACGACCUGACGUCACCGGCUGCUUUUGCCGCUCUUGCCGGCCAUUCGCGUGCCCUUGUUUCUCGCUCACUGUCAGAUCUCUCUCUUCCUCUCCUAGUCGUCUAGUCUCUUCUCUCUUUCUCUCUAGGUUGGGAUUUUUUUUGGUUUCUCUCUCUAGGCCUCUAGGGUUGCUUAACUCUCUCUGCCUUGGAGUUUGAGUCGUCGUCCCCCCCCAGCCUUUUUUUCAUUCUCUCACCCUCUCUCACAGUCACAUUUAAUUUAGUUGGAGGAAUAUAAAAAUUUAUUUUCUUUUUUCUUUUCUCUCCGUUUUUAUUAUCCCAACGUCUUAGUGGAGGAGAAAUGCGUCGAAGACGAAGCUCGGGUCUCAGGUGGACGAGUUAAACACAAACAUACAUUAUGAAGAGUUUCGGUUUGAAGCAAUGGACAGUGGUAUUUGCUCAUGGAAAUGAAGGAGAGGCAGCGUUGGAGACCUGAAGAGGAUGCAUUGUUGCGUGCAUAUGUGAAACAAUAUGGACCAAGGGAGUGGAACCUUGUAUCACAGCGCAUGAACACACCCCUAAACAGGGACGCCAAAUCUUGCUUAGAAAGGUGGAAGAAUUAUCUAAAACCAGGCAUCAAGAAAGGAUCUCUUACUGAAGAGGAACAGCGUCUUGUCAUUUGCCUUCAAGAGAAACACGGUAAUAAAUGGAAGAAAAUCGCUGCUGAGGUCCCUGGUCGUACUGCUAAAAGAUUAGGCAAGUGGUGGGAAGUGUUCAAAGAGAAGCAGCAGAGAGAACAGAAGAACAACAAGACAGUUGUUCAGCCUAUUGAGGAGGGCAAGUACGAUAGGAUUCUUGAAACUUUUGCUGAGAAGCUAGUGAAGGAGCGUCCAGCCCCAGCUUAUCUCAUGGCCACUUCCAAAGGGGCCUUUCUUCACAACGAAGUGUCUCCAGCGCCAUCGAUGCUUCCUCCUUGGCUUUCAAAUUCAAAUGUUACCUCACAUGUCAGGCCACCAUCUCCUUCUGUUACCUUAAGUCUGUCCCCUACAGUUGCACCCUCUCGAGCCUCUCCUCCAAUCCCCUGGCUGCAGCCUGAUAGAGGACCUGAAAACAGUAGUUUUGUAUUGAGCAAUCUGCCUCCUCCUGGUUCAGCCCCUUGUGGAGAAAAUUUCGUGAUAUCUGAAUUGGUGGAGUGCUCGAGAGAGUUGGAGGAAGUGCAUCAUGCUUGGGCAGCACAUAAAAAGGAAGCCUCCUGGAGGUUAAGAAGGGUAGAGUUGCAACUGGAAUCGGAGAAGGCUUGUCGGAAGAGGGAGAAAAUGGAUGAGAUUGAGGCGAAGGUGAAGGCUCUAAGGGAAGAGCAGAAGGCUGCUCUGGAGAGGAUCGAAGCAGAAUACAGGGAACAAAUAGCUGGACUACGGAGAGAUGCCGAAUUGAAGGAGCAAAAGUUGGCUGAUCAAUGGUCUGCAAAGCAUAUGCGUCUCACUAAAUUUCUUGAGCAGAUGGGCGGCAGACCCAGGCUUGCUGAGCCUAAUGGCCGGUGAGAAAUGCAUGGUCAUAACUCAUUCUAGAUUGUGUGAGGUCUGAAUUUCUGGUUUAAUUUUCAUCUCAUGUGUAUUCUCUUCUGAAAUGCUCUCAUAGGUUCCUAAUUACGUCUCUACUUUCUGCGUAUUGCCUGGACUCAUGAAUAUAAGGUAGUAUUAACUUACAUUA